AUGCUGCUGCUGACUGGAAUUUUGAGUUUGGUGUCUCCUGUAACGGUUUGUGGCCCGCCGGGAACAACGCCCGUUUGGUCCAAGGAGGGAUGUCGGAUUUGUCUCAUCUUCGGGCGAUCCGAUCUGCACCGUCAAGUGUGUAGCAGACAGCUUGACGGUCCAGCCUCGACUGACUGGAUAGCAAUUUUUAUUCGCGGAAAACCUAUCCCGAAGGCCAUGGGGAAUGUUGACGAGUCAUUUGUUUCCCGUAUCUCAAGAGAUGUAUUGCAGACUUUCUGUCAUCUUCAGCAUCGACAACACCCAGCCAGGAACACGGAUGGCCUCUUGAAAAGCCAAUCCCACCCCUCCAACAGUGGGCCGGAGGCUCUCACCCUACGGCCGUGCUAA
Molecule: messenger RNA, 387 nt
Organism: Aspergillus luchuensis
Lineage: Eukaryota; Fungi; Ascomycota; Eurotiomycetes; Eurotiales; Aspergillaceae
Exons: 1
Coding region: 1-387 (128 amino acids)
Source: RefSeq, a predicted model, not a curated record